Messenger RNA from Pistacia vera, 3278 nucleotides. RefSeq names its product granule-bound starch synthase 2, chloroplastic/amyloplastic. The coding region runs from base 414 to 2936 and encodes 840 amino acids. The record is from RefSeq and is a predicted model, not a curated record. The transcript has 8 exons. NCBI's taxonomy places the organism in Eukaryota, Viridiplantae, Streptophyta, Magnoliopsida, Sapindales, Anacardiaceae. Gene Ontology annotation, molecular function: alpha-1,4-glucan glucosyltransferase (UDP-glucose donor) activity.
AAGAGUGGAGCUACUUACAUGUGUUCUGAUAAACACCUACUUGUGACUUGAGACUAGAGACUUGUGAUUUGUCUCCAAAAUUUCAAUUCAAUUUGAACCUCAAAAAUCCCUCUAUGAUUUCCCUAUCUUUGGGACUCAUUUCAACACACAUCCACAAAAAUUUCAUUUUUCCUCUUUCUCUGUCCAUGGUUUCUCCUAUUUUGUUGACACUACUAGAACCUCCAAUCAUUGAUCACUCACUUGUGUCUCCUCCAAAUCUCUCAAUUUCCUCAUUUGGGUUUCUUAAUCUUGUAGUUUUCUCCACUGGGUCGAUCUCAUUUUUCAGUAGAAUUGUUUCUACAUCUUGAAAAAAAAUAGUUAAGUUGUAUAUAUUUACUCUGUUUCUUCGUUGAGGCGUUUUAUCGAACACUUCCAUGGCCUCUAUUGGGUCUCUUCCUUUUGUUAUAGAAACUGGGGCAGAAAGUUCUGUCCUUGUUCAUAGCAGAAGGCAACAUCGACCCAGUUCUGUUUUUGCCACAUUUAGGCCAAGAAAGUCCCCCGCUUUCGCGGUGUUUAAUUAUUCAAUAUGUGGUUUUUCUUUGUGUUCUGAUAAAAGAGGACAUUUAUGGAGGAUUAAGCAUGUGAAAGCAACGGGAAGAGACUCUUUGGAAGGUGAAGGUGGUAAUGAAUCCGAGGAUUCACUUGAGGCCACCAUUGAGAAAAGCAAGAAGGUUCUUUCUAUGCAAAGACACCUUCUUCAACAGAUUGCUGAAAGAAGGAAAUUGGUAUCAUCCAUUAAAAGUAGCAUUGCUGAUUCAGAAGAAAGUGAAGUUACUAAUGAACGAAGGGAUAACUCUUUUCCAGAUUUGGAUCUCACUUCAACGAGUGGUAGCAAUGUUCUUGAAGACCAAAAUGGUAGCCUUCUUUCAAGCAGACAUGCUAACUCAACUGCCAAUGAGGUACCAGAAUUCGUCUCUUCAGCUGUUACCAGAGGUUCUGAUGCAGGUGGGAAGGCAUCUAGAAAAAGUUUGUCUCGUAAAGAGCCAUCCUUUAAUAUAGAUUCUCCCAAACAAUUGAAAGGCACUGAUACAGGGUCAGCGAGGUCCAAUGAACAGCCAUCUUUUCUUGCACAUACCUCUGAAAUUUCUAGUCAGAAGGAUGAAGAGUAUGAAGAUAUGAAAGGUCCAAGUUUACAAGGGCUUACCAGUGAGACAAGUGAUCAUGUCACUAAAGAUGUGAAAGCCCCUUCAUUGGCUGGAGCAAAAACCAUGCCCGACAAGUUGAAAGACACUAAGUCAGGGGCAGCUCGGUCCGGUGAACUGCCAUCUUUUCUUCAGCUUAUUGCAGAAAGUUCCCUCCCUAAGGAUGAAGAGCAUAGAGAUUCAAAGGGUUCAAGUUCACAAGCCAGUGAGGCCAGUGGGGCAACUGAUUCAGCUAUUGAAGAUGCAAAACCCCCUCCAUUGGCUGGAGCAAAUGUAAUGAACAUUAUAUUGGUAGCUGCAGAAUGUGCUCCAUGGUCUAAGACAGGUGGGCUUGGAGAUGUUGCUGGGGCUUUACCAAAGGCUUUGGCCCGGCGUGGACACAGGGUCAUGGUUGUGGCACCACGUUAUGCCGAUUAUGCUGAAGGCCAAGAUUCUGGAGUCCGGAAAAGGUAUAAGGUGGAUGGCCAGGAUAUGGAAGUAACAUAUUACCAGGCCUAUAUUGAUGGUGUGGAUUUUGUUUUCAUUGAUGGUCCUCUGUUUCGUCACAAACAGAAUGAUAUUUAUGGAGGAAGUCGGGAGGAUAUUUUAAAACGCAUGGUAUUGCUUUGCAAGGCAGCUGUUGAGGUACCUUGGUAUGUUCCAUGCGGUGGUGUCUGCUAUGGAGAUGGAAAUUUGGUUUUCAUUGCAAAUGAUUGGCAUACCGCACUGCUUCCUGUGUAUUUGAAGGCAUACUAUCGAGACAAUGGUUUAAUGACAUAUACAAGAUCUGUGCUUGUUAUUCAUAACAUAGCUCACCAGGGUCGGGGGCCUGUGACAGAUUUUUCCUAUACGGGUCUGCCACCACAUUACUUGGACCUUUUCAAACUUUAUGACCCUGUUGGAGGUGAGCACUUAAAUAUCUUUGCAGCUGGUUUAAAGACAGCAGAUCGUGUAGUCACUGUUAGUCAUGGAUAUGCAUGGGAGGUUAAAACUGUUGAAGGUGGUUGGGGUUUGCACAAUAUCAUAAACGAGGUUGACUGGAAAUUGAGUGGCAUAGUGAAUGGGAUUGAUGCAAAAGAGUGGAACCCAAGGCACGACGUCCACCUUACAUCAGAUGGUUACACUAAUUACUCACUGGAGACACUGCAAACUGGCAAGCCGCGGUGCAAGGCAGCCUUACAGAGAGAGCUUGGUUUGCCUGUCCGUGAGGAUGUCCCUCUGAUAGGUUUCAUUGGGAGGCUUGAUCACCAAAAAGGUGUCGAUAUCAUAGCUGAGGCAAUUCCAUGGAUGAUGGAGCAGGACGUGCAACUAGUCAUGUUGGGUACUGGCAGAGCAGACUUAGAACAGAUGCUGAGGAACUUCGAAAACCAGCACAAAGACAAAGUCAGGGGAUGGGUUGGGUUUUCUGUGAAGACUGCUCACAGGAUAACUGCAGGUGCCGACAUUUUGCUAAUGCCAUCUAGAUUUGAGCCUUGUGGAUUGAACCAGCUCUAUGCUAUGAGUUAUGGAACAAUUCCAGUUGUUCAUGCUGUUGGUGGAUUGAGAGACACUGUGCAGCCUUUUGAUCCAUUCAAUGAGUCAGGGCACGGUUGGACAUUUGAUAGCGCUGAUGCAAGUAAGCUGAUACAUGCAUUAGGAAAUUGUUUAUGGACUUAUCGAGAUUACAAAGAGAGUUGGGAAGGACUCCAGAGACGAGGGAUGACGCAAGAUCUCAGUUGGGACCAUGCUGCAGAGAAGUAUGAGGAGAUCCUUGUCACUGCCAAGUACCAAUGGUGAGGAGUCAGAGUUUGAUGUCUGUAAUUUUGACUCCGCAAAUCUUGAGUAGUCUGGCAAAAUUUGGUGCCCCCCAAACUUGAAGCGAGCAGUGGUUCACAGAAAAAAUAUGGUUUUACUUCAGUCUUUUAAGCUUUUUUAGGCUAGUUAAGGAGGCCUGGUUAUUCCACUACAAGCCCUGCAACCUCUUUACCUUUUGAUACAUUUCAGUGUUAUUAGCUUCAUAAUAUGUAACAAUUUUUAUCAUUUGUGGUUGUGAUAAAAACUGUUGGUGUAAAAUGCUAUAAACUAGUGACAGAUUGCAUGGCUGGAAUGUGGCUUUGUCCAUACUCCAUAUUUUCUCUC